UCCAACCACCAGCGCAUUCAGUUGCCAUUGGCGACUUGACGUGUAAAGUGUGUGCCUACAAAAAAUAAAUUCACCACAAAGAAGCGAGCAAACCAAGUUAAAUUAAGUGAAUUAGUUAAGAAAAGGACCUAAAGGACCUGUGACAAUAUGGCAGCAGCCGCACCAGCCACACCCGCUGCCGCCGCCACUGCUGCAGCACCAGCAGCAGCUGGAGGAGGAGCUGCUGCACCAGCAGUGAAUAUUGCCGAAAUAGCUGGCGAGGCAAAUGUGAUGAACUACAUGAAGAAUCGCUUGCGUAAGGGCGCGAUGAAGCGAAAGGGUCUCAUGAUUAUCAAUGGACAUAAAUUCGCGGUGCGCUUCUUCAAGCAGCCGACCUAUUGUGGACACUGCAAGGAUUUUAUAUGGGGCUUCGGCAAGCAAGGCUAUCAGUGCGAAGAUUGUCGCUUCAAUAUCCAUCAGAAAUGUUGCAAUUUUGUGGUCUUCAGAUGUCCUGGCAAGGAGACGGACAUUGAUGCCGAUUGCUCGAAAGUGAAGCAUAAAUGGGAAUCGACAACAUACACGACGCCAACAUUUUGCGAUGAUUGCGGCAUGCUGCUGCACGGCGUGGCUCAUCAGGGCGUCAAAUGCGAGAAUUGCAAUUUGAAUGUGCAUCACACUUGCAAGGAGAAGAUGCCGCCGCUCUGUGGCGCUGAUAUUAAUGAACUACGUGGCAAAUGUCUGUUGUAUGUGGAGCUCAAGGGCAACACGCUAUUGGUGGAGAUCAAAGAGGCCACCAAUUUGAUACCUAUGGAUACAAAUGGCUUGAGUGAUCCAUAUAUUGCGAUUGCAUUACAUCCGGAUCGUAGCGGUAAAACAAAGAAGAAGACAAAGACUAUACAGAAAUGUUUGAGUCCAGUGUAUAAUGAGAAAUUUACUUUUGACCUUACGCCACAGGAUCGCGAUAAACGUUUAUUGAUCGAGGUUUGGGAUUGGGAUCGUACCUCGCGUAACGACUUCAUGGGUUCGUUCUCAUUUAGCUUGGAAGAGAUACAGAAGGAACCCAUCGAUGGCUGGUACAAAUUUCUCUCGCAAGUUGAGGGCGAAUGCUAUAAUAUACCAUGUUCGGAUCCGAUCAAUGAUAUAGCGCGUUUGCGUGACGAAGUGCGGACGGAUAAAAAAUCGGACAACAGGCGUCGCAUGGACAACAAGGAUAUGCCACACAAUAUGAGCAAACGUGACAUGAUACGUGCGGCUGAUUUCAAUUUCAUUAAAGUACUCGGUAAGGGCUCAUUCGGUAAGGUGCUAUUGGCCGAACGACGUGGUACCGACGAACUAUAUGCUGUGAAAGUGCUGCGUAAAGAUGUCAUAAUACAGACCGACGAUAUGGAGUUGCCUAUGACUGAGAAGCAGGUGUUAGCGCUCUCGGGUAAACCACCUUUUUUGGUCUCACUUCACUCGUGCUUUCAAACUAUGGAUCGCUUAUUCUUCGUUAUGGAAUACUGUAAGGGAGGUGAUCUUAUGUAUCACAUGCAGAUCUAUGGACGUUUCAAGGAAUCUGUUGCGCUCUUCUACGCCACCGAGAUUGCAAUAGCUUUGUUCUUUCUACACGAACAUCACAUCAUCUAUCGUGAUCUCAAGUUGGAUAACGUUCUGUUGGAUGGUGAGGGCCAUGUAAAGCUUGCAGAUUUCGGUCUCAGCAAGGAAGGUAUUGAAGAACGUGAUUCCACUAGAACAUUUUGUGGCACUAAUGUCUAUAUGGCGCCAGAGAUCGUCAAUUAUGAAUCCUAUAAUCAUACUGUCGAUUGGUGGUCUUAUGGUGUUUUGAUUUAUGAAAUGUUGGCGGGACAAAAUCCCUUCGAAGGUGAAGAUGAGGAGAGUACAUUCAAAAAUAUCAAGGAGAAGAAAGCCGUCUUCCCGAAACACUUUUCUCAAGAGGCUAUGGAUGUCAUAACCAGCUUCCUCGCUAAGAAGCCAAAUAAUCGUUUGGGCGCCGGACGCUAUGCGCGCUCUGAGGUUACCACACAUCCCUUCUUUAGGAAUAUUGAUUGGGAGAAAGCGGAAGCUAGGGAAAUGGAGCCACCUAUUGUGCCGAAAAUUAAACAUCGCAAGGACAUCUCGAAUUUCGAUAAAGCUUUUAUCAACGAGAAAACUGAUUUAACACCCACCGAUAAGUUGUUUAUGAUGAAUUUGGAUCAGAAUGACUUUAUAGGUUUCUCUUUUAUGAAUCCGGAAUUUAUAACUAUUAUAUGAUUUAGAAAGGUGUUCAUGGAAUAUGAUCGAAUGGUGAUUAAAGUAAAAUUUUUGAAGUGUUAAUCCAUUUAUUGUGAUUAAAUUCUAGAAAAAAUCAAUAAAUACUAUAUAAUAUAAUAUA
Molecule: messenger RNA, 2350 nt
Organism: Zeugodacus cucurbitae (melon fly)
Lineage: Eukaryota; Metazoa; Arthropoda; Insecta; Diptera; Tephritidae
Gene: inaC
Product: protein kinase C, eye isozyme
Exons: 13
Coding region: 148-2229 (693 amino acids)
Biological process (GO): protein phosphorylation
Molecular function (GO): diacylglycerol-dependent serine/threonine kinase activity; ATP binding; zinc ion binding
Source: RefSeq, a predicted model, not a curated record